Heterostelium album PN500 is the source of this 1893-nucleotide messenger RNA. RefSeq lists its product as uncharacterized. Gene Ontology annotation, molecular function: protein binding. The coding region runs from base 1 to 1893 and encodes 630 amino acids. Lineage: Eukaryota; Evosea; Eumycetozoa; Acytosteliales; Acytosteliaceae. The record is from RefSeq and is a predicted model, not a curated record. The transcript has 2 exons.
AUGAACAAUCAAACAGAUAAAAUAGUAAAUCUUUCACAUUUAAUAUUAAAUAAAAUAGUUAGUUAUUUAGAGUAUGAUAUUGAUAUCAUUUGUUUCAGUUUAGUUUGUAAGAGAUGGUACAACGAUAGAGAUAAAUAUUUAGUAUUCAACACUAAUAAUAUCAACCUAUUUACACUUAAUACCACUGAUAUUAAUCAAAAUCAUAAACAUUUCAACUUACCAUCAUAUAAUAAUAUCUUGUUGAAAUCGAUUCAAUCAAAGACUAAAUGUACACUCAUUAUUGGUAAAAUAAAAUAUUAUACAUUCGAUUAUCAUUAUGAUGAUGUUAGAAAUCUCAAGAGUAUUCCCAACAAUGUUUCAGUUAUCGAUAUUACAACUAACGAAUAUACUGAGGAUGAUAUGGAGUAUCUCUACAGAUUAAUUUCGGAAUCACAAUCAGUAACAAAGUUGAAAGGAUGCAACACAUUGAAAUAUGGAUUACCAAAGUCAAUCAAAUCUAUCAAAUUUAAAUACAAUUUCAAUGAACAACUUGUUAAAGGAUCACUUCCCAAUACAUUAGAGGUGUUAGAUUUUGAAGAUCCUCUCAAACAAGAGAUUCCACCAGGUGUACUUCCCGAUUCUUUGCGCAAACUUUCUCUAUACAACUAUCAAUAUGAAUUUCUACCGGGUGUACUUCCAAGUGGUCUAAGCAAAAUCGAUCUUAACAACUAUCAACAUACAAUUCUACCAGGUGUACUUCCAAGUGGUUUACGCUACCUAAAUCUACAUAACUAUGAAUUAGAAAUUCUACCGGGUGUACUUCCCGAUGUUUUACAGAAAUUUACUCUGGAUGGUUAUCGACAUGAAUUUCAACCAGGUGUACUUCCUUCUUCUCUCAAAAGUUUAUCUCUUACGAAUUACACCUCUCCACUCAAAGCUGAUUUACGAUAUUCUAUCGAUUCGACAUCAAGUGAAGAUUGUACGGAAACCGAAUCCUACUUACCAAUUUCAUGGUUACAAGCAAUAUCAUCACUUUCCAGUCUUCAAUCACUCUACAUUUUUCUCCUGAGCAGUCGACAGGAUACUACAAUAUCCAAUCUCAACUAUCUCCCACCAACUUUAGAAUCACUAGAUAUUAGACUACAAGGAAAAGAGAAUAUAUUGAAAGGAGCCAUGCCAACAUCAUUGAAAAGUAUCCAUACUGUAGGUUGUCGAUUCAAUAUCGAUGAAAUAUUCCCAGAAACGCUGCAAUAUCACUUGGAAAUAUUCUAUUAUAGAAAUGACAGUUUUCCUCCAAUUACAUCAAACAUUAAGAUCGAUAGUUUAUCAGUAUCUAGUGAUCCCAGACAAUCAAAAAUAAUUCUACCAACUGGUAUUAGAACAAUCAAUUUAUAUAUGAAAUCAUUGGGUUCAGAUGAGAACAAUAUAGAUUUUGGUUUUGAUGGUGUUGCCGAUCAAACAUGUUCAUUAAGAGAACUUCGUCUUCCAACAUUCGUAGAUGGACCUCCUAAAUUUAAACUACCAACCACCAUAGAACAUCUGGAUAUUGGUAACAAUGAUCUCAAUGAUAUAUUGCAUUUGAUACCAUCAACACUCAACACACUUGAAUUUGAAAAACUAUCUAAUAACAAUAUCAGCAUUCCAAACACUAUCAAAUUAAUCAACAAUAUCAUCUAUAGAUUUACGUCAUUUCAAAUACUAUCUAAUAACAAUAUCAGCAUUCCAAACACUAUCAAAUUAAUCACCAAUAUCAUCUAUAGAUUUAAGCCAUUUCAAAUACUAUCAAUUAGAAAGUUGGACGAUAAUUAUUAUUUAUUAUAUUCUGAAAAUCAAUGUUCGCCCAAAGGAAAAUUAAUAGCUCGAAUAUUUCAUCAAUCUAAACUUGAACAAAUCUUUAGUAAAGGAAUAGAAUAG